Messenger RNA from Carassius auratus (goldfish), 1811 nucleotides. RefSeq names its product brevican core protein-like. The transcript is spliced from 8 exons. Gene Ontology annotation, biological process: central nervous system development; skeletal system development; glial cell differentiation. Gene Ontology annotation, cellular component: perineuronal net; synapse. The annotation marks the transcript as partial. NCBI's taxonomy places the organism in Eukaryota, Metazoa, Chordata, Actinopteri, Cypriniformes, Cyprinidae. The record is from RefSeq and is a predicted model, not a curated record.
CCACGAGUCAAAUGGAGCUUUCUUUCAUCAAACAGAGAGACAGAAAUCUUGGUGGCCCGUGGUGAGUGGGUGAAGGUGAGUGAGUUGUAUAAAGGCAGGGCGUCACUGCUGAAUUAUACUGCCUCUUCAGCUGAUCUCACCCUCAGACUGGAUGGACUGAUACACAAUGAUACAGGCUUCUACCGCUGUAAAGUCCAGCAUGGCUUGGAGGAUGCUUAUGACCAGGCACAAGUCAAAGUAAAAGGCAGUGAUGAGGAUGUAUCUUCCGGAGAAAGAGAACUCCCAGGAAACGGAUCUUCCAUUAUUAAGCCUACAUACUCAAAUAUGGCCACCAUCACUCUCUCUAAUGUGACAGAUAUUCAAGAAAUUAUUGAAACAAAUAGUGAUGAUGAUAAUCACACACGCACGGUUGGACCCACAACAAGUCUGGAGGUUACGUUUCUUCCUCAUGGGACCCAAAGUCCCUUCUGGCAAACUGUGCCCUCUUCCACAAACCCAGGAGAUUUCAGAGCAGAUGUUGAACUCAGUGGGGAAGCGGCAGUUACCACAGAUCACAUCAAAAACUCCACCAAUGAGGAGACAGCACAAACCCAAAAACCAUCCACUACUACAGCCAAUAAUGAAGAUGAUGAUGAUGACGACAAAAAUGAUUACAAACUCAUGAUAAUGAUUAUGAAGAAAGAUGUCAAAACCACACCUGAGUCUACCAGUCUACCUGCCAGACCUACCCAGAGAGUGUUGGUCAGGACAGACUACAUUUCAGAUGCAUGUCUGGAGAACCCUUGUAAAAAUGGAGGCACAUGUGUGGACAGUAGAGAAGGUCAAAGGUGUCUCUGUCUACCUACUUAUGGAGGAGAUGUUUGUGAGACAGAUCUAGAGCACUGUGAACCAGGCUGGGAAAAGUUCCAAGGGUUUUGUUAUAGACAUUUCACCAAACGGCAGAAAUGGGAUGUGGCAGAGCAGCACUGUCGCAUGGGCGGAGGUCACCUGAUCUCUGUUAUGUCACCUGAGGAACAGAAGUUUAUCAAUGAUAAAUACAGGAAGUAUCAGUGGACGGGUCUCAAUGACAAGACCAUUGAGGGAGAUUUCCGUUGGUCAGAUGGGAACCCUCUGUUGUAUGAGAACUGGUAUCAUGGACAACCAGACAGCUACUUCCUGUCAGGGGAGGAUUGUGUUGUCAUGGUGUGGUACGAUGAUGGUCAUUGGAGUGAUAUCCCUUGCAACUACCAGUUGUCUUACACCUGCAAGAAAGGCAUUGCGUUCUGUGGCCAGCCCCCUCUCAUGCUGCACACUAAGAUAUUUGGACGUCGUCAAAUAAAGUACAGGGCCAAUUCACAGGUGCGCUACUACUGUGAGCCAGGCUUCAUCCAGAGACAAAACCCUAUCAUCACAUGUCAGAGCAACGGACAGUGGGAGGAGCCUAAGAUCACUUGUUCACCAGUGGGAGCAGCAUACUCAAAUAGAGAACUGGUAACAUGGCCCACAGGUCAGAACAAGGAGAUAAUAAUAAAAGAGACAACAACAAAAACAACAACAUCGGAAUAUUUGGAUAUAAAAUGGCACUUUUAAAACAAGAACAUGGCAUAGUUGCAUUUCAUUAUUUCUUUCACUCUUCUUUUUAUCAUGUCAUCCCUUUGUUUAUCCUCUACAAAGUUCUUUAUAUAACAGCAAUUCUAUAUAAAAAACGGUCCCACUUAACUUCUCUUAAAGGGAUAGUUUACCCAAAAUGUAUAAUUCUGUCAUCAUUUACUCACCCUCAUGUCAUUCCAAACCUGUAUGAAUUGCUUUCUUAUGUUGAACAUAAAAGAAGA